Pediculus humanus corporis (human body louse) is the source of this 2049-nucleotide messenger RNA. RefSeq names its product WD-repeat protein, putative. Gene Ontology annotation, cellular component: nucleus. Gene Ontology annotation, molecular function: protein-macromolecule adaptor activity; protein binding. Gene Ontology annotation, biological process: mitotic G2 DNA damage checkpoint signaling; proteasome-mediated ubiquitin-dependent protein catabolic process. The coding region runs from base 1 to 2049 and encodes 682 amino acids. The transcript is spliced from 6 exons. The record is from RefSeq and is a predicted model, not a curated record. NCBI's taxonomy places the organism in Eukaryota, Metazoa, Arthropoda, Insecta, Psocodea, Pediculidae.
AUGCAAUGUGUUGAAGUAUUUUCUUUUUAUAAUAAUUCAAUAUCAUCUCCUACUGAAAAUGUAGAUGUUCCAAUAUCUACUUGUAAAUUUUCCAAUACCCAUCUAGAUCUUUUAGCUGUGUCUAAUGAAAAUGGAAUUGUUCGUGUACAAAAUACAAAAAAUUUUAAAGAUUACAAAUGUGUACAAAGUCAUAAAAAUACAGUUUAUGAUAUAGCAUGGAUGCCUGAAAGUUCAAAGUUUGUAACUGUCAGUGGAGAUAACUCUGCUAAACUAUGGGAUUGCACAGAAUCAAAUAUAAACUUAACUUCAGUGUUUAGAGGCCAUAAAAGAAGUGUUAGAUGUGUUACUUUUAAGCCAGAAAAUACAGCUGUAUUUGCAACUGGAUCAAGAGAUGGAUCAUUAAUGAUUUGGGAUACUAGAGCACAAAUAAAAUGUGCCAAAUUUUCUCACCAUUUACCCGAUCAAAUAAUCUCAUCUGGUGCAGGGUCCCCACAAUGUAAUGCCAAGUUAAAUACUAAAAAGUCAAUGUGUUCAACUGAAUUAGUAAAUUGUAAAAGCGUUACUGGGCUUGUAUUUCAAAAUGACUAUAACUUAAUUUCAUGUGGUUCAUUAGACAAUGUUAUUAGAAUUUGGGAUAUGCGAAAAACAUAUUCGAGAUCAAUUACAAAUACAAUAGCCAAACAUCAGUUGCAUUCUCCUUAUUCUGGGUUUUCUUAUUUGUGUAUGAAUACAAUGGGUACUAAAUUGUAUGCUAAUUGUAUGGAUUCUUACAUCUACUGCUUUGACAUUUGUUCUUAUGAUUCUGAACCUGUUGCAGCAUUUUAUGGUCAUGAAAAUGGAUCAUUUUAUAUAAAAUCAAGUUUAAGCUACAAUGGAAAUUAUUUAUUGUCUGGUUCUUCUGAUGAUUGUGCAUAUAUUUGGAACACUGCUUCAGCAGAGUAUUCCGAAACAGCAAUAAAGCCUUUUGUUACCUUGAAUUCUCAUUUUGCCGAAGUAACUUGUGUAGAAAUGUCUGCUGAUAAUAUGAUUAUUGUGACAUGUUCGGAUGACGGCACAUUUAGACUGUGGGAUGCCUAUAACAAGUUGAAAGAUAAUGAAAGAAAACUAGAAUUAGCCGUUCCUUACGAAAACGAAAACGUUUCCACGGUUAAAACAAAAUGGAGAAACAAAAGAAAAUACGAAACGUUAAAUUUUCCGAAUGAAAUUCAAACGAAAAAUGACAAUGAAUUACCACAUUCGAAAAUUUGUCGAUUUUAUAACGUGAAUUUCUCAUCCACUUGUCUUUGUCAAAAUAAAAGUGAAUCGAAAAAGGGAUGUAAAAGACUUUGCGAGGAUUCUCCCUCGUGUUCGAACUCUUCAAAAAGAAAAUUUAUAUUCUCGGCUCAGGAACGCACUCCACCACCGAAUCAGGAGAAAGGAAAAGUGAUGAUUUUAAAAGGGCUCGAAUGUAAUUCGACGGUUAAUCAAAAAUCUUUGUCGCCCGUUAAAUUAUCAUCAAAGAGAAAAUUAGAAGACAUGCCGAGUUUUAUAGAGGAAUGCAAUAAAAGUAAAAAAAUUAACAUGAAUAAAAUUUUAACUCCGUCGAACGUUUUAGAAUGUAAAAAUAAAGAAAUCAGUGAAACAGGAGGGAAGCAUAAAAAUUCUAAAUCGCAAUUCGAAAAAGUUUUAAAAGAAAAUAAUUUGCCGAAUGAAAACAACAGCGAUAAAAGUAGCGUACCCAUGGGUCUAUCAUCACCGACGUCAAAUUUACCCAAUUACGUAGAAGAUGGAACCUCUCCGUACAUUCACAGAUGUAGGAAAACGGGACAAAAAGAAAACGACUGGCUUUCAAAACUUAAAGAGAGUUACAAGAGUGAAAAAAAUAUAACGGAAAAGAAAAUAAUUGUAAAUGCGUUGAAAAAUGUCGAACGAAAAAAAAAGAGUAAAAAUGGUGAAGCGUCGACAUUGCAUAAAUAUUUUAAAGUGUCGAAGGAAAAAGAAAAGAAAAGAAAAACAAGACAAACCAAGACACCAAGAGAAAAUUUUUUUUUAAGCAAAAGAAAAUGUUGA